AGAGAGAUAAAAAAAAAAUUAUGGAUGAAAGAAAAUUUUGGCCUAGUGUGGUUUAUUCCAUGAAAACCACAAUGCCACUUGUUCAAGUUUUAAGGCUUGUUGAUGGGGAGCAAACACCAACAAUGAGAUUUAUUUACGGGGUGAUGGACGAAUGCAAAGAAAAAAAAAAGCAAAGAACUUGGAUAACAACCUCGCUUCUUAUAAAGAAAUUUGGGGCAUUAUCGAUAAGAAAUGAGAGUUGCAAAUGCAUCGUGAUUUGCAUGCGGCUGCCUACUACUUAAAUCCACAAUAUCGAUGGAGUCCCAAUGUAUCCGAGCAUCGGGAUAUUAAGCGAGGAUUGUAUGAUGUCAUGGAAAGGCUCAUGAAGGAUACGACAAUUUAUUUGAAGAUUGAAGAUCAACUUGUUGCUUACAAAGAAAAAAGAGGAUUAUUUGGAUAUAGAGGUUCUUUAUCGACAAAUCUGACACGACCACCGGUUACAUGGUGGGGGGAAUAUGGAGACGAUGCUCCGAAACUCAAGUCCUUUGCAAUAAAGGUUUUGGGUCUUACAUGUUCCGCUUCGGCUUGUGAACGUAAUUGGAAUGGCGGGGUAAUUGGAAGUGCUAGAGGUGGCAAGGCUAUUGGAAGACCUAGAGGUGGCGGGACAGUUGGGGAAGGGAGUGGAACUAGGAAAAGGAAAAAUGUUCAAGUGAAUUUGAUUGACGAGGAUGACGGGGAUGAAGUGAAUUUGAUUGACGAUGAUGAGGGUGACCGGUUUGAAAAUGAUGCGAAUGAUGCUCAUUAUUUUAUUUAA
Messenger RNA from Lactuca saligna, 793 nucleotides. NCBI's taxonomy places the organism in Eukaryota, Viridiplantae, Streptophyta, Magnoliopsida, Asterales, Asteraceae. The record is from the annotation of a GenBank genome assembly.